Messenger RNA from Thrips palmi, 1567 nucleotides. RefSeq lists its product as uncharacterized. Bases 179 to 1267 code for a protein of 362 amino acids. The record is from RefSeq and is a predicted model, not a curated record. The transcript has 8 exons. Lineage: Eukaryota; Metazoa; Arthropoda; Insecta; Thysanoptera; Thripidae.
ACUACUUCUUCCUUCGAAAAAGGUGUAGCUGCUAAAUUUUUGCCUGAACAAAUUCAUUGCUGAUAUUGACAUUGAUGCUGUUUUAAAUAAACAUGUCUCAGCUUCUGCUGCUGUUCCUUACUAUGAACAAAAUUUGCUUCUCUGUGGAACUCAUCGUACGGGCAUUGUGGAUGCGCUUAUGGUGCAUUUGUUUGUUCACGCCAGGGACUUUGGUUGUGUUGACAGUAUAAAAAAUGAUCACUUAAGCUUACUCGCUGACAGAAUUAUUGAUCGAUUUACUUGUGAGAAAAAGAGUACUUAUUACAUCCCACCCUCUGGCAGAAGUGUUGCAACAGGCAAAUUGUCGCACAAGUUAAGGAAUUUAAGGAGGAAACCAGCUAACUCACAAUCCAAGGAAAGUAUCUCAGAGGAGAGUGUUGAUGAUCCAGCUGAGCGUCUUCGCUGUGCUCCUAAAGAUCCCAAUGUGGAUUUAGAAGCUGCCAUCAACUUCCUGGCGUUUACAAGGUCUCCAUGGACUGAAGUUGAGGAGAAGUGGGUUUCAACCCAUCAAUACCGCCUGAACCAGUUGAAGACUGAGCCUUACUUGGACAAGUACUUUGCAUCGUGGCCAGUCCUGCAAUCACCAUCAGGAUGUACUCUGCUUGAAGCUGAUUUCAAUUCUUUGUGGCCUGGUCGAAACUCUGUGAUCUUUAGCAAAUGGCCAUUAUUUGAGGAAAAGCUCUUGAAGCUGGCAGAGAAAGAUGUCAAAGACCAGACAAGCAAGGCAAUUUUGAGUCUGCUGAAGCCCAACACCUCUUCAGAUGGUCGUACUGCCAUAGCAUUCAGUAUCCUCCCAGCCCUAUGUCCGCCAACUAGGAAGAUAAAGUUAAACAACGGAAAGCUAUGGUUACCCUCAAUAGCAGAAGCACGGUCUUCAAUGAUUCUUCAUGCACAGAAUGCUAAUAAGGUUCGCUUAACUUUAAAGGAAAACACUGAUAGACUUUUUAAACAGGGGCAGAGGGUGCAGCCUCUGAUAAUUGUUGUAGGUCCCACCUUGGACAAAAUAACCAAGAGUUAUGUCUGCAUCGACAAGACCUUGUGGGCUACUAGCUGUGUGAUGAAAUCCAUUGACGUUUGUUUCAAAGCUGUGUUUGCAACAGAAAGUGAGUACCCCGGACAGUCUCAGCACUUUUGGGAAGCCAUUCAAAAAUCUAUUUACAAAAUGAAAACUGUGCAUGACAAGUGUCAAACCCCUUUGGACAAUAUUUUUAAAUCUCACUGUGAGUGAUAGUCAUUUGGAUUGUUUUUCCCCAUACCCUCUUGGUUUUUUUUUCUUCUCUUUAGUUAAGUUUAUUUUGUUGUUUCUUUGUUGUUGUUAAUGUAGUUUUGUUACUAUGGCCUUUUUUUGUUUUGUUUUGAUGCAUUGCAUCCUACCAUUCCACAACUGAUGCAGCACUACAGAGAUGCUCAUUAUUUUGGGGGUGCACGUUUUUAAGUAUUUCCCUGUCGGCAACCAGGGUGGGGAGGUUCUAUGACAGACUAGAGUCGUUAGCUAAUCAUUUACAAACCCCUGUAAUGACAUAGAUUU